AUGAGCGACUCCACUCUGCCCUGGGCAGAAGCAUCAGGUGUGGAUCAUAACAACAGGACCUUCAGUGACAAUGUUCAUAGCAGUGAUGUGUGGAGCAUCAGUGGCAGUGGUCCAUGGCUUCUAGCAAUCAUGCUGUCCCUCAUCAUUCUGAUGACAGCUUGCGGGAACAUCCUGUUGAUUGCCCUGGUCUUUGCCCACCGGUCACUGCGUUGUACCUCCAACUGCUUCCUGGUGUCCUUGUUCUUUUCAGACUUGAUGGUGGCCCUGGUGGUGAUGCCACCUGCCAUGCUGAACGUUCUGUGUGGGACCUGGGUUCUUUCUCCAGGCUUCUGUCCCGUCUGGCUCUGCUUUGAUGUGAUGUGCUGCAGUGCCUCCAUCCUCAACUUGUGUGUGAUCAGCCUGGAUCGCUACCUCCUUAUUAUCUCCCCCUUGCGCUACAAGCAGCGUAUGACCCCGCCCCGUGCUUUGCUGCUCGUGGGUGGCGCUUGGGGCUUGGCAGCCCUAACUUCCUUCCUGCCAAUAAAGAUGGACUGGCACAGCCUGGGACGACCACAGGACCACUCUGGGCACAGCUUGGUCAAUGCCACAGUGCCAGAGAUGAGCUCCUAUUAUCCGCCUUCAUACUUCCAGUUCUCCAACUCGGUCACCCCAUCUCUGCAGUGCCGCCUAAGUGUCACCCUGCCCUUUGCCUUGGUGGCCACCUUCCUCACCUUCUUCCUGCCCUCUACAGCCAUCUGCUUCACCUACUGUCGCAUCCUGCUGGCUGCCAGGAGACAAGCGCGUCAAGUAGAAGCGCUCACACAUCCUCCGUAUCCGCAUCCUUCUCCAGGAGAGCCGUCCCAUCCUCCUUCACUUGGACACGCUGCCCAGGAUGGAGAUGACUUCAGCCACCCGGAUCCUCCAGUACUGCAGCACGCUCCGCUGUCAGUGAACAGUGAACGACGUCUGGCUCACAGGCAGGGGAAGAGGGCACUGAAGGCUAGCCUGACACUGGGAGUUCUGCUGGGGCUGUUCUUCAGUGCCUGGUUGCCGUUCUUCAUCACCAACUUGGCGCAGGCUGUGUGCGAGUGCAUUCCUCCCUCGCUCUUUGAUGCCAUCACUUGGCUCGGCUACUGCAACAGCACCAUGAACCCCAUCAUCUACCCCCUCUUCAUGCGGGACUUCAAGAGGGCGAUCGGGCGGCUGUUGCCAUGCUGCUCCUCCUCACACAUCCCUAGGCGCCCUUCACCCCCGCUCUCCCUCUCCUUGCGCAACUCAGGUGAGCCUCAGCUACCCACCGAGCCACCUUCGCUGGCCUCUGACCAGCCACAGCCACCAGCCACAGCGACUGAUGCUGUAAACCUGCUGGACGCCGAGCAUGCAGAGAUUGACCUGCCAUUACUUCUGCCCAACCAGGUCGACACGCUUGACUGAGCAGCGUGCUGAGAGACUGAGGGGACUAAAAAGCACACCAGGCAGGAGGGAUGAUACAGCCCAUGUGAAAGCCUAUCAAAGAUCACACAAAAUGUGUCAAGACAGGGCCCAAAAAAAGUGUUAAGAUUCUCUGGAGUGAAUUCUGCGUAUUCAUAUCACUCUUGCCAAAACCGUGUGGGGGUGUUUGGUGUUGAGACCAACCAAACCGAGACAGCACCACACUA
Messenger RNA from Pygocentrus nattereri (red-bellied piranha), 1637 nucleotides. RefSeq names its product 5-hydroxytryptamine (serotonin) receptor 6 (gene htr6). The transcript has 3 exons. NCBI's taxonomy places the organism in Eukaryota, Metazoa, Chordata, Actinopteri, Characiformes, Serrasalmidae. The record is from RefSeq and is a predicted model, not a curated record. Gene Ontology annotation, biological process: G protein-coupled receptor signaling pathway, coupled to cyclic nucleotide second messenger; chemical synaptic transmission. Gene Ontology annotation, molecular function: neurotransmitter receptor activity; G protein-coupled serotonin receptor activity. Gene Ontology annotation, cellular component: dendrite; membrane. The coding region runs from base 1 to 1413 and encodes 470 amino acids.